Messenger RNA from Pelobates fuscus (common spadefoot toad), 1494 nucleotides. RefSeq names its product carcinoembryonic antigen-related cell adhesion molecule 16-like. The record is from RefSeq and is a predicted model, not a curated record. The transcript has 8 exons. NCBI's taxonomy places the organism in Eukaryota, Metazoa, Chordata, Amphibia, Anura, Pelobatidae. The coding region runs from base 16 to 1191 and encodes 391 amino acids.
CAGAGAAUAUACACCAUGUCCUGUAUUGGAGACAACACUGGUGGGAUUCAUGUACUAACAGUUUUGCUCAGUGUGUGGAUGCAGCCAAUCAGUGCAAUUAGUAUCCAGCCGAUCCCUCAGUAUCCUGCGGUCGGACAGUCAGUCACUCUCAGUGUUACUGGGAUCACUGGGAAUAUCCGGCAAUUCGAAUGGUAUAACGGACCAAACCUAAACGCUGAUAAUCUAAUCCUCUCAUAUAUCCCGACUGCAAACCCCCCACAGACUAAUGGACCACAGUAUUUAUCUCGGGUCAGCGGACUCCCUAAUGCCUCAUUACUGAUCUCAGAUCUGGUGAUUACAGACCGGGGGAUUUACAUAGUGUCUGUACAGACAUAUAGAGAUGCACAGCAAGAAUCAGUGACCCUGACUGUAUACAAGCAUGUCACUAAACCUGUAAUCAAGACAAGCAGCUACCUGAUCCAGGAAAAUGAGACGGUCACCCUCAUAUGUGAGACGGAAAAUGCUGCAAGGAUCCUGUGGGGCCGCAGUAAUGGCACACUCCCCUCUGAUAGCACCCUAUCCAGUGAUAACAUGAAUAUUUCCUUCUCCAGUAUCAAACCCUCAGACUCAGGAGAUUAUUAUUGUGAGGCUGAGAAUGCUAUCCAUAAGAUCACAAGUGACAUCCACACACUGACUGUAAACUAUGGCCCUGAGAACCUGUCAAUUAUACGUUUCUUUGAAACCAACAACAAUUCUACAUUCACUUUAAAAUGUUCUGUAGCAUCUUUCCCAAUACCGAUCUACCGUUGGAUACACAAUGAGAAAGACAUGCAUGUCCAGCAGGAUAUACUUCAUAUAGAGUGUCCUACAAAAGCAAACUAUGGUAACUUUACCUGUAUGGUGGAAAACCCAGUAACUAAAAGAACAGCAAACGUUUCCAUUUUUGUGACAUUCGAUAUGAUUGAAUCCCUUCCAAAAUGCGAUGCUGCAUCUAGUGUUGGAAUCAUCUUUGGAAGCAUCUUGGGAAUUGCACUGAUUGUAACUGUCAUUGUAGUGCUAUGCAAGAAAUACUUAGCACUCGUCAUUCUCAAAAUUCAAGGAAGCUCCACUAGCACACAAAACCUGCAUGCAAAGGCUGUGAGAAACAACAAUGUUGAAAAGAAUCAACAUUGCAACGCUGAGGAGGAAAUAUAUGCAAAUGCAAACUUUUAGCAGGCAAGAGCUUGACUUCUACUGAAUUGAUAUACAGAUAUCCACAACGUACUGGAGAUGUGAUAACCGCAGCAUACACCAAUGGCAAAAUAAUGUAUCGAGUCUGAAGACACCAGCUGAUUAAAGAGGCUAAUGAACCUACACUAUAUGCUUCCUUGUUGAACCUCUAGAAUAUAUGCAUAAAGACUUUUCUGGAGAACCUGGUGACAGACAAGAAACUGUCCAUCUGCAAUAAAAUAGUAUACAAUGUAAGAUACUGAAAGAGAAACAUAAUACAAUAAAAUAACAUAAAAACUAAUUAAU